CCUAAAGACGUGACUCUCAACACGCACAGUUCUGAUCAAGCCGAAUAUUCAAAGUCAAAAUGCCGUUCAAUACAGCUCUCACCCGUAAAUUGGGGAUCAAGGUUCCUGUAGUCCAAGGAGGAAUGAUGUGGGUUGGAUAUGCAGAGCUUGCCAGCGCUGUUUCCAACGCAGGAGGUUUGGGUAUCCUGACCGCGCUCACCCAACCUACUCCUGAAGAUCUGAGAAAGGAGAUCCGAAGAUGUCGAAAGAUGACCUCAAAGCCGUUUGGUGUGAACUUGACCCUUCUUCCUGCUCUUCAGCCUCCGGACUAUCCUGCAUAUGCCCGUGUCAUCAUCGAAGAGGGCAUCCGGAUCGUGGAGACAGCAGGCAACAACCCUGCUCCUGUGAUCAAGCAACUCAAGGCUGCCGACCCUCCAAUCAUCAUUUUGCACAAGUGUACCACCGUCCGCCACGCGCUAUCUGCCAUCAAACUUGGCGUCGACUUUCUAUCUAUAGACGGCAUGGAAUGCGCCGGCCACGUCGGGGAGACAGACAUUACCAACUUCAUUCUUCUCUCGCGAGCUCGCCAGGAGUUGAAUGUACCUUUCAUCGCGUCAGGUGGUUUUGCCGACGGUCAAGGGCUUGCGGCAGCACUUUCCCUCGGUGCUGAAGGCAUCAACAUGGGCACUAGAUUCAUGUGCACCAUCGAAGCUCCCAUCCACCAAAAUAUCAAGGAGUCGAUCGUCAAGGCGCAAGAGACAGACACAGAACUAGUUCUUCGACGAUGGAAGAACACCAGCCGAAUGUUCUCCAACAAGGUUGCGAGAGAUGCCAUCAAGAUCGAAAGAGAGAGCCCGACUGGCAAGUUCGAGGAGGUCGCUCCCUACGUCAGCGGAAAGCGAGGUAGAGAGGUCUUCUUGAACGGAGACCCAGAGCAUGGUGUCUGGACAGCCGGUCAAGUCAUCGGCCUGAUCCACGACAUUCCAAGCUGCGCAGACCUCAUCUCACGCAUUGAGCGCGAGGCUCUAGAGACCAUCAACAAGGCAAAGUCGCUUUACGUUGAAGAGCUACCCGAAAGCGACAUGGAGGGAAAGCCUAUCCAAGACUCAUCAGCAAAUCCAAAGGGCGAGUACGGCGCGGUGGGAUCGAAGGUGAACAAUCCCCAGUCCGAGGUUUGGGGCAUUGGUAAGAGUAAGCUUUAGACUGGUAGAGGCAUGGCGUUGCAGACUUGAACCACGGUAUUUUACCAAGUACACACGAAUGCAUACCGUAUGGACCUCGCUUAAUGAGCUCGCCUUUUUUCUGAACAAAAUAAUCACCACUAUCCUUCUCAG
This is a messenger RNA of Aureobasidium pullulans EXF-150, 1313 nucleotides long. Its product is annotated as 2-nitropropane dioxygenase. NCBI's taxonomy places the organism in Eukaryota, Fungi, Ascomycota, Dothideomycetes, Dothideales, Saccotheciaceae. Gene Ontology annotation, molecular function: nitronate monooxygenase activity. The coding region runs from base 60 to 1181 and encodes 373 amino acids. The record is from RefSeq and is a predicted model, not a curated record. The transcript has 6 exons.